AUGUCGUCCGCGGAAGGAGAUUUACGCGAUGGCCUGUCCGCCACGGAAAUUUUUGCUAAUAGUGAAGGACUCACAUACAACGACUUUCUUCUCUUACCUGGAUAUAUUAAUUUCACAGCUGAAGAAGUAGAUUUGACUUCUCCACUCACUAAAAAGAUUCAGCUGAAAGCACCGUUGGUUUCCACUCCCAUGGACACCGUUACCGAAGCCGAUAUGGCAAUAGCUAUGGCUCUAUGCGGAGGUAUCGGAAUUAUACACCACAAUUGCACUCCAGAUUAUCAAGCGAAUGAAGUCCACAAAGUUAAGAAAUACAAACACGGUUUUAUUCGCGACCCAGUUUGCAUGGGUCCAGAAAAUACUGUUGCCGAUGUAAUAGAAGCGAAAAAGAAGAACGGAUUUACUGGAUAUCCCAUUACUGAAAACGGCAAGUUAGGCGGAAGACUUAUUGGGAUUGUAACAUCUAGGGACAUUGAUUUUAGGGAGGGUGAUCCUCAAUUAAGUUUAAAAGAAGUAAUGACCCCUAUUGAUGAAAUGAUUACAGCCCAGUCUGGAGUUACUCUUCAAGAUGCAAAUUACAUACUAGAGAAAAGCAAGAAAGGUAAACUUCCUAUUAUUAAUGGGUCGGGGGAACUUGUAGCGUUAAUAGCUAGGACUGAUUUGAAAAAAGCCCGUAGCUAUCCAAAUGCCUCUAAAGACUCUAAUAAGCAGUUACUUGUUGGUGCUGCCAUUGGUACCCGUGAAUCAGAUAGGGAGCGUUUAAAAUUGCUCGUCCAAAAUGGAGUCGAUGUUAUUGUCUUAGACUCUUCCCAGGGCAACUCAAUUUAUCAGAUAGAAAUGAUUAAAUACAUCAAAGCAAACUAUCCGGCAAUAGAAGUAAUUGGGGGUAAUGUUGUGACUAGGAUGCAAGCCAAGAAUCUCAUUGAGGCAGGUGUGGAUGCACUGAGAGUUGGUAUGGGAAGUGGUUCAAUCUGCAUAACACAAGAAGUCAUGGCAUGUGGUUGUCCACAAGCAACAGCUGUGUAUCAAGUUGCUUCAUAUGCUCGCCAAUUUAAUGUUCCUGUAAUAGCCGAUGGAGGUAUUCAAUCUGUGGGCCAUAUUGUUAAGUCACUUGCAUUAGGAGCCUCAACAGUAAUGAUGGGUUCACUUCUUGCGGGCACUUCCGAAGCUCCAGGAGAGUAUUUCUUUUCUGAUGGUGUAAGGCUGAAAAAGUAUCGUGGAAUGGGCAGCUUAGAAGCCAUGGAAAACAAAGAGGGGAAAGGUUCUGCCAUGAGCAGAUAUUUCCAUAAGGAAUCUGAUAAACAUAGGGUGGCACAAGGUGUAAGUGGAAGUAUUGUGGAUAAAGGGUCUGUAUUAAGAUUUCUUCCAUACUUACAAACUGGAAUGCAACACAGCUGUCAAGAUCUAGGUGCACCAUCUCUUUCUACUCUUCGUGAGAUGAGUUACUCUGGGGACUUACGCUUCAUGAAGCGGACAUACUCAGCACAGUUGGAAGGCAAUGUUCAUGGUCUAUUUUCAUAUGAAAAAAGAUUAUUU
Messenger RNA from Iphiclides podalirius (scarce swallowtail), 1533 nucleotides. Lineage: Eukaryota; Metazoa; Arthropoda; Insecta; Lepidoptera; Papilionidae. The record is from the annotation of a GenBank genome assembly.